GAAUUACUUUUCUAAUUAACGAAAAAAAGUGUUUUUUCUUUUAAAAAUAACUUCAGUAUUCUUCUUAGCAGGACUUUUUAAAUUUAGUUUUAAGACACAAAGUGAAAAAAACAAACAUUGAUAGUUAUUCCGAUACAUCACAGGCUAUACUAUCAAUAAAGAACUAGUUUCCGUGAUAAAAUGGCUGUUUGUUACAAGAGAAAACGUUCAAGUUUAACACGACAUGUGAACAUUCAUUCGAUUCUACUUAUAGUUUUGUUGGGUAGCUUCAUUUUGCAGUUGGCAGAAAGUAGCUCGCAAACUCAGGAUAAAGAAAAACUUCUCAAGAACGACAUCGAAAUUCUGGCGUCUUUGUUUCCAGGAAGCUACAGCAACCUUCACCAGUACCACAAACUCGCUCAGAGGGGGCUGCCUCCCAACAAGAGGAGCCUCCUCAUCCGCUCGGAGUUCUUUCUCGUGACAUCCUCACUGUUCAACGACUCCCUGACCAUUUACUUUCAGGAUUUCACUAAAUUUUCCGCUGACCCUUUCAGAUCCGGUUUCUACAGCUUUGUUUUUGACUCCACUAUCAACGUGUUCAGGAUGAGGACAUACAAACUAAGGAACAAUUCGGUUCGCAUAGAACCAAAGUCCUCCAUUUAUAGCAUGGGCGCAGAGCUUGUUGCUUUGGUACUCGAGAAGCAGAAUGUCAGUUCUGCGGAACUACUUACAUAUAAGGCAUGUGACAUGUUCUGGAAGAGGAUCGGCGAGAAGACUUUCGUGGGUAUGACGGGUCCCAAGUGUAUUGGUUCUCUUGGCAAAGAGCAGGUUCAUAUCGGUGUGUCGAUGACCUUAACAUCUGACAAGCUUCACUUGACUGAAGGCUGGUAUAAUAUCAAGAAUGGCAACCAAGUUUUGGAAGUUAAAGUUCCUUACAUCUUUCAAAAAGUGAAAGCCUCAGAAAUGCCACAGCGAGACUCUUUUGAAGAACAGGUCACUUCAACCAAAUUGAAAGGCAGGCGUGCCAUACAGACAAAGUCUUUAGAGAGAAGGCGAGAGUCCAAGUCGGAGAGAACGCCCGACGGGCCAGACAGUGGUAGCCACACAAGGAUUCUCAGAAAUUUUCAGCAAGUGUCCGCUGCCUUAAACGCAGGCUACGACGUCACGUAUCGCGUGGAACUCUCCGCCUGUUCCAUGCCCCAACAGAUCAUGCUGGACAGAAUGUCCUUUGGUGGACGUGUGAAGGAUUUCAUUUUCGUCAGACAGGAUGGGGGGAUAAACGACAGAACAGACUAUGUCCAGUUUGUGACAAAGAAAACGGUCACAGCGUCACAAGGUUCUCAAAUUUUAACGCGCGAACUUACUUUGCUUAGAGGAGGUCGAUUGAAUGUCAAGGUCACCAAAAGUUAUCUGGAUACCAACAAGAUGAAGAAGGAGUACAUGUUUGAAUGUAGACUCUAUGACGACCAAAAAGGCUAUGGCGGCGUGAAAAUCUUUACCAACCAAAAAGACAAACCACACAAACUGCCCAGUUACAGAUCAAUAGCCCGGGCAUUGGAUCAAGGUCAUGAACUACGUGUAGUAACUGACCUGGCAAGGUGUCAAGGAUUGAGAAAUAAACCAGCUAUUAUUUUUGGAAAUACCAUUGCAGACUACGAUACUGUAAAUGGCGGUAAAACUCUGGAAGUUUAUCUCCCCCUACUUCAAGCAGACACCGCUACAACAAUGAGUGGUGAAGGAUUUGUUGGUCAGUUUCUGAAGAAUGGAGACGUGGCGCUGACCAAGACAGGCAGGCCUUUGUUCAUCGCCAACAUUAGCCAGUGGUCAUUCAGUCCGGCGUAUCACUGCAAGCUCUCAUCGCAACAUUUCUUGCAGAACAAUGAUGAGAAUCUGAGCAGCGUCAAAGUGUUUCAAGUGAGGUGAAGCUGAAUAUAAGCCAUCGUGAACUGAACCAGACUAGACUGAACACAUUCCUAGAUGAACUGAACCAAAGAAAUUAGACUAGACUGAACACAUGCCUAGAUGAACUGAACCAAAGAAAUUAGACUAGACUGAACACAUGCCUAGAUGAACUGAACCAAAGAAAUUAGACUAGACUGAACACAUGCCUAGAUGAACUGAACCAAAGAAUUUAGACUAGACUGAACACAUGCCUAGAUGAACUGAACCAAAGAAAUUAGACUAGACUGAACACAUGCCUAGAUGAACUGAACUAAAGAAUUUAGACUAGACUGAACACAUGCCUAGAUGAACUGAACCAAAGAAAUUAGACUAGACUGAACACAUGCCUAGAUGAACUGAACCAAAGAAUUUAGACUAGACUGAACACAUGCCUAGAUGAACUGAACCAAAGAAAUUAGACUAGACUGAACACAUGCCUAGAUGAACUGAACAAAAUAAACUAAACUGACAGAUCUUAGGUACGCCCAGAUGAAUUGCACCAAAGAGUAUAGAAUGAAUUAGCACAAGCUUGUCCCAUUAUGAGAAACAGUUUGCAGACACUAGUACAAUAUUUAAAGUAAAGAAGGGUCGUUUAUUUGGGUUGCUCAUGAAACAUUCACCUUCACCCAUCCCUUAGCCUUUGUCUAUUAUUUCAGUUCCCCCCCCCUUUCCCCUUUUUUUGAUAUUAUCAAUGUCUGUACAUAUUCUGCUGUCAUUGGUCUCCAUUGUUGUUGAAUAGGCUUAACUUUAUAGUGGAAAACGUGGGGGUACGGACAAUGAAAUACUCUUGACGCUGCAGUAACUUAUUUAGACCUUUGUCACUUCAUUUAAUGACGACUAGAACUUUACAAUUUGACAUUCUGGGAAUGACGCAAAGGGAGAAUGUUUUUCCCUUAAAUUAAAUUUCAGAAUCGGUUGUGAGGUUGUGUAAUUAUAACAUUGACAUGGAUUUUUUGACAAUGAUUCUUUCGUGAUUUUUUAUUCAAUAAUGUUGAAUUGUAAUUAAUUGUAUUAUUUAUUAUGUUAUAUAUGUAUUGCAACUAUGACAAAAACAACAAGGGAGGCUAGAAUAAAGAUGGUUAAGGGAGGCAAAAACGCAAGCAAUAUGUUAUAAUUGCAAUAUACCAGUUACUUCCCAUGCUCUUUUCAAUCAUAUAACACUUGUUAUAGUAUAAUGGUAUUUCAAAACGUAUAGUACAUUAUUUAUUAUCGGAUAAAAUGUAUUGACGUAUAUACAAUUAUGACACCGACAUGUGAUUGUUUUAGAUUAUUAAAAUUAUUAGCAUAUGAUGCCAUAUCUUCAAUAAGUCUGUAACUAGCAUAUCGCUAACUAUUUAUUAUUUAUUCCUAAUUCUGUGUUCAUAAUGCCAUCACUACAAUAAAUACCCUAUUUAUCUACUCAA
Messenger RNA from Biomphalaria glabrata, 3323 nucleotides. RefSeq lists its product as uncharacterized. Gene Ontology annotation, biological process: protein-phycocyanobilin linkage. The record is from RefSeq and is a predicted model, not a curated record. Bases 181 to 1902 code for a protein of 573 amino acids. Gene Ontology annotation, molecular function: lyase activity. The transcript has 5 exons. NCBI's taxonomy places the organism in Eukaryota, Metazoa, Mollusca, Gastropoda, Planorbidae.